Monomorium pharaonis (pharaoh ant) is the source of this 2963-nucleotide messenger RNA. It is a transcript of the gene Gas8, whose product is annotated as dynein regulatory complex subunit 4. NCBI's taxonomy places the organism in Eukaryota, Metazoa, Arthropoda, Insecta, Hymenoptera, Formicidae. The transcript has 8 exons. Gene Ontology annotation, biological process: cell motility. Gene Ontology annotation, cellular component: motile cilium; microtubule; Golgi apparatus. Bases 326 to 1750 code for a protein of 474 amino acids. The record is from RefSeq and is a predicted model, not a curated record. Gene Ontology annotation, molecular function: small GTPase binding; microtubule binding.
UUCUAAAUAUAUAUUAUUUUUAAUGUCAUAUCAUAUUAUAACAUAUACUUUAUAUAUUUCAUAUUGGAAAAAUCCAUUCAAGUAUUUCAAAGUUCGCAUGAACCUGCAUACGUAUAUUGUAAGGAAUAAGAAUGCAAUCAUGGUGUUGCCUGGCAACGUUCUUACAAAACAGUGCCACUCUAAAUGUCAAACUGAACUUGUACAGACAUAGUCAACUGAUGUGAGACUGUAGAUUUUGUAGUGCUAUUUAUUAUAUAAUUCACAUUACUUUUUAUAAUCUUUGAAGAUAUCAAAAGUUUUUACUCCUUUUUUGAUAUCUACAAAAAUGGGUCCCAAAAAAGCAAAAGGAAAUGUAACAGAUAACGUUGAUGGAGUAGACACAACAAAAAUGAAUAGGGAACAAUUAGAGAUAUAUGCUCACAAGAUAUUGGAAGAGAUGGAACGUGAACGGGAGGAAAGAAACUUUUUUCAACUAGAGAGAGACAAAUUGCGAACUUUUUGGGAAAUUACGAGGCAUCAGUUGGAUGAAGCACGUGCUAUGGUCAGAAAUAAAGAACGCGAGAAAGAGGAGUUGGCAGAAAAUCACGAGGCUGAACUCAAAUUAUACAAGCAAAAAGUGAAACAUUUGAUGUACGAGCAUCAGACAAAUUUAUCUGAAACCAAGGCUGAUCAUUUGGUUGCCCUUAAACUGGCGCAAGAUGAUCAUGUUGCGCAAGAAAAUGAACUUGUUAAAGAUAAAACGGACCUCAAAAAACAACAGAAAGAACAAGAACUGGCGUAUAUGAAUCAAAUUCGCGCAUUGAAAUUGCAUAAUUCGGAGGAAAUGAGCAAUAUGAUGAAAAAAUUUGAGUCUGAAGCGAUAGAAUUGGAGCAAAAAUACGAACAAAAAUUAACUAGCCAAUAUGAGUCCUUAAUAUUGAAGCAUCGCAUGGAAAUAACUGAAGUGGAAGAAAGAAAGAAUGCACAAAUCGCGAAUCUUAUAAAGAAUCACGAGAACGCAUUUACCGAAAUGAAAAAUUAUUAUAAUGACAUCACUUUGAAUAACUUAUCGUUAAUUAAGAGCAUGAAGGAACAAAUGGAAGUAAUGAGAAAUAAUGAAGAACGUAUGAAGAAACAAGUACGAGAAUUGACAGCGGAAAAUAAGAAAUAUUCGGCUGACUUGAAAGCUUUGCAAGAAACGACUGCCGAACUUAAUCGUCAGGUUGCAAAUUACGAGAAAGACAAACAAUGUCUAGUUAAUACAAAACGAAGAUUGUCCGUAGUGACGAAAGAUCUAGAAAAUUUAAAAUGGGAGAAUGAAGUUCUUGAACUGCGUUUUGAAAAAUGUCAAUCCGAGAGAGACGAAUUACAUUCUAGAUUCGUUUCGGCUAUAUUUGAACUGCAACAGAAAACGGGUUUAAAGAAUGUACUCUUAGAAAAAAAAUUAGAAAAGCUAUCGGACUUAGUGGAACAACGCGAGGCUCAGAUUAGCGAGGUACUAGCUGCUGCUCAAUUAGAUCCUGCGGCGGUGAUUAGUGUGAAUACAAAAUUAGAGGAUAUGCUUAACAGAAAAAAUACUGCGAUACAAGACUUACAAUAUGAAUUAGCAAAAGUGUGUAAAGCACACGAUGAUUUGUUAGCCACUUAUGAGAGCAAACUACAAGAAUACGGAAUUCCUAAAGCCGAACUUGGAUUCCAGCCUCUGAGAAUGAAGAUAGCUGGUGUGAAAUUAGGUUUUGGUCCAGCUGGUCUUGUUACCGCAAAUCAGUAAUAUAUUUUAUAAAUGUUUACAUAUAAUUAACUUAUGAACAUUUUAUAUGUCUCGUCUGAGAAAAUCAUGUCGAUAAGAAACUUGUUUAUUAUUUUUACACAUUUUAAUGAAAGAGGUGGGUCCUUAAUAAGCUGUAUAAUAUUUGACAUAUGUGUAGUCCAGAAUGUUUGAUAAUACGCAUAUUUAACGUGUCUAGCGAUAUUUUUUAAAAAGUGACACUUGGGAAUACCUAAAAUGUUGUUUUAAUAUGAUCAAUAUAUAGAAUUAAUUUUGACACAGAGUAUUUUUAUUCUGUAAAACAAAUACAUUUUAGCUUAUGCGUUAUGUUCUCAAAAAUUACAUAAAAUUAUCACAGAGAAUGUACAGAGUAGAUUGUAUCGAUGCCUGAAAGUUGUAUAGUCUCAGUAAUUAUUCAACAUAUUUAUGCUUUCGCGACUCUAACCAUCUCUCAUCGCGGUUAAUAUUAGCAAUGGAAAAUCUGAUAUUGUGCAUGGCUCAUAUACAUUCAUUAUUCUAUAACUAACUGGAUAAUCUUUCUUUGUUCUUUAAUAUUUUGUCAGACAUCUAACAACUGGCAGGCACAAAUACUUUGAAGAUACAUUCAUAUAUAGAUAUUAACAUAUAUAUAGAUAUUAGACACUGACUAAUCUAACUUGUAAAACACUGUAAGUCAAAUACAUCAGGUCACAUGAUUAAUAAACUUCAAACACUGGCUUUAUGUAAAAUAUUUCCUCGUCGUUUCUCGCGCAAUAAUAGUAAUAGUCUGUAAACUUUUCCAUAUUUUUAUAAUACUUUACGGUUAAGUGAAGAAAUAAUUUAUCAUUUGCUCACAGAUUUGUAAAUAUUAUACAACACUUUGUAUAGAUAUAAUUUUAUAAUACAUAUAUAGAUGUGUGUAUAUAUAUAUAAUAUAUAUGUAUGCUUAUGUGUAUAUUAAGAAUUUUGGCACAAUAAGAAAUAGAAUCACAGUUGAAAUCAUUGUACAUUAUAAGGUUUACAGAUGGUUUUGUCAAUAUGUCGGUUUCGUGUCUAUGAAGUGUAUGUUACACGCUUACUACGAUAUGAAAUGCAUAUUGAAACGUGUAAACACAAUCAACUUGAAACCCCACAACACUAGGCUACAUUAUAGAAAACUACAUAAAUUAUGAAAUAAUAUAUAAAAAAUCUAGGUUUCGGAAAAGAUCACGCGAAACGUUAAGAGAUUAACCAGAUA